Molecule: messenger RNA, 2728 nt
Organism: Talaromyces stipitatus ATCC 10500
Lineage: Eukaryota; Fungi; Ascomycota; Eurotiomycetes; Eurotiales; Trichocomaceae
Product: YeeE/YedE family integral membrane protein
Exons: 2
Coding region: 207-1271 (354 amino acids)
Cellular component (GO): plasma membrane
Source: RefSeq, a predicted model, not a curated record
ACGCCAUGUCUUUCAUGCUCGAGUCACUCAAUCCUCGCAGUCUGUGUGACAUGAACAUUCAGAUAAGAGCCAGCUAAAACCACGAUCAUAUACGACUAUCGUACAAACUCAAAGAUAAAUUCAUAUACUACAUCUAGAUUACUUGCCACUCGUUUUCAAACGCCGCCACUUCUUGGAGGAAAAUCGGAAUACGGCAGGGUACAAGCAUGUUCACCCCUGUCCAUACGACGUUAGGAGCUCUACUGCUCUUCAGCGGCUCCUUCGGAUUGCUGCUUCAUAACGGCCGCGUUUUUGGCAUUUCCUCGAUUCUGCGGGCUUGUCUACAAGAUCCCGCUUUAUUGCUCCGUCGCCAGAAACAGAAAGAAAAACAGCCCAAUGGACCAGUAGAUGUGAACGAGGACCAGAAUUUUCCUAUGUUGGCUGGAUUGAUAACGAGCCCCCUUUUGGUUAAAUUGGUCGCACCUUCUCUACUUCCUUCAUAUCCUGAGCCGGGGUCUACGACGACGUUAUGGAUUUCGGCGGCUGCGACUGUGGGAUGGGGAUUUUUGACGGGUUGGGGUACGAAGAAUGACCAAGGCUGUACAUCCGGACAUAUGCUCUGCGGUCUAUCUCGUCUUUCGGCACGCUCCCUUAUCGCAACCGCCAUCUUCUUCACAACGGCCCUCGUCACCGCCAAUUUCUCGCCUCUCUUGACAGGUGUAGACUUGAUUCCGGCCUGCAACAAUGGUGCCACUCCCUGCUACCUCCCUGUUUAUCCAUCCGGGUUCGAAUUAGUCGUCAUGACGACGAGCUGCAUUUCGUCAUUGUUCACUACAUUUGUCCUUGGUCCGAAGAUUUUAACACGUUCAUCAAAGUCGAGAAGAGUAUUCGCUUAUCUUGCGGGCCUCCAAUUUGGGCUCGGGUUGUUGUUUUCUGGUAUGGCAGAUCCUAAGAAAGUGAUUCGAUUUUUUGCCCUGUUCGGCGGCGAUGUCGAUAAAUUCGAUCCGUCGUUGGCGCUCAUCAUCCUCUUCGGAAUUGGUCCCUCGCUCUAUGGGUACUUAGCCGCUAAACCGGGUAAGGCAGAGAAAUUGCCAACAUUGGCACACAAAUGGUCCUUGCCAAAGCUUACAGUAGCCGAUAUCGAUUGGCGGUUUAUUGUUGGAGCAGUGGUUUUUGGUGUUGCUUGGGGUUCCAGUGGAGUUUGUCCUGGUCCGGCAAUUCUGAGGUCCGUUCUGCAACCGGUCUGGGGUGUUCUUUGGAUGAGUGGAUAUUUCCUGGGAGGCAUUGUAUAACAAUCCUGUCUGUUGUGUAUUUUAGACUUGAUCUUCGCGUAAGUAAUCCAUAGACAAUAUAAUGCGCACGGUCCAUUCAUUCAAUGCUGACACAGACUAUUAGCCUGCAUCUAUGAGUAGAUAUAUGUACACACACAAGUCAAACACAUAAAUCCAAAAGGAGUCGGGACAAAAUCUUACAAUUCAGUUUUCCGAAUAUACAUCUUCUCGGCGGCAUCCUGCGCAUCGAAGUACCCCUCCAACUCCAUCCAUUCUGCAGCAAAUGCCGUGAUAAGCAUACUCCAGUCUUCGACUGUCGGAAGGUCGAGAUGUUCGCCGUCGUCAUGGAUGGUAUGCCAGACAGUCGGAAAGUUCGCCCUGCCAGGUGUAUCAAUAAUAUGCAGAACGUCUACUCCUCGGCGCAUAAAUGGGACAUGGUCAUCCUGAAUAGCGGUCCAGCUCUUGAGAAGAUGCUCGCUCUUCUCGGCGUCGACGAGCCACUGUGGUUCGUCUACGUGUCCAGAUUUGAUGUCGUAAUUCGGCGAAGAUUUGAACUGCUUUAGAUUCCGGAGUCGUCCUUCCAAGCUUGCAAGGUUCUGAUAAGCCCAGUGCGUUGUGGGAAAGUAAGAUUGUAUGGUAGGGUCUUUCGACCCUAAUAAAUCAAGCAGCAUAAACAGCGAUAUAGAAGACAAAGGUGUCCGAAAUAUUGACAUUGCCGAAUGUGUCGUCUCAUCCCACGUUUCCGCAAGCGAUCGUGACCCGUAUAAUGAAUCCGAAUCUGUCCACGUCUUGAAAGCCUCUUCUCCAUCGAGAAAGAGCACUUGAAUCCCCGUAUGUGCAUCAAGCCCCGAAUCCAGCCCAUCGCCCUUUGCUUGCAUAUCAUCCCAUUUCCGCGUCAGAGCCGCAUCAAUGCUUCGCAUGGCAUGCAUAAUCAUGGCACACGGUGCCGCGCUAUCAAUCGCACCGAUGAAGCCUUUCGGUUCGUAUUUACUGUCGUAAUGCGCGACGAGAGUCAAUCUUCCCACGUCCCCCUUUGAUGCCCAUGGUGGAUCCCGCGAGGCUAUGAAAUUCACAAAAGGUACCUCCUUAUUCCCGCUAAUAGGCGUUCUGGCGGACGAAUUCUGAAACUCAACUGUCCAGUCCGGUAAUGUUUGUUUGAAGAAGUCGUUGAAAUGGUUCAAGACAGCGAUCGAUCCGGGGGUUCCUGGUAUGCGGGUUCGGAGUAUCGGCGCCAGGAGUUUUCCUUCGUGAAUAUCAAAGUCAUUACCUGGUCGUGGGAGUUUCUUGAGUGUCUCCUCUGAUAGUUGCUGAUAUGCUGAUACGAGUUGUACCAGGCAUAACAAUGAGACAAACAAAUGCCAUACUGAAAGGCUGGGGACAGAUGUCAUUGUGAAUAGAAUGAGUUGGUUCAAGAUAGAUAAAAUAAAAACUAACACAUCGUGAAAACAAAGUGAAUAUAAACUGGCCGUGACAUGACU